UAAAACCCAAAAGAAGAAGAAUUAUUUGUGGAGACGGUGCUUUUAUUCUGAAGGAAUCGGAUCGGAAGUCUUAAUGUUGAUGCUGUAGCUCUGUUCUCAACAAGGCGAGUGUCUUCAAAGAUCCUCUAUCCGUCUCUGGUAUCAUUAGCAUUAGUCAGUGGCAUAUUGCGUUUAGUUGAAAAGUCUUUAUCAGCUAAAAGACAUGAAGAAGAGAUUUAACAUCAACCUGGACGACUCUGCUUUCGCCAAAGAAAGGACACUGCCAAAGCCGCAGUUUCAACCUUCAUCAAAAGGAGGACAAAACACCACAGCCUCGACUUCAUCUUUAGCAAAGCCUGCUUCUGAGCCACUGAGCCAGCCCUUUUCCUAUGCAGAAUAUAUCGUCCAGAGUAAAAGCAAUGUGGCUGCUCCUACUCAGAGAGAGGGUCCCUCCAAACCGCUCAGGACUGAAGGUGCUGGAGUUACCAAUCUGAGGCAAAUUGAGUCAGAUUCCGUGUCGUCUGCCUCAGGAGAACGUGAAACAGUUCAGAACUGUGCUAAAGAGACUGAAAGUGGUUCUGAAGGGGUUAAGGAGAGCGAGGAGGCACAGGUGGCUGACACAGACCAAAAAGAGGGGAGCUGUCAAAGGUCCUAUCCAAGCCUGGGUCCCAAACCACUGGGGUCUGGAAGCAGCAUUAUUGUCAGUCCUCGACAGAGGGGGAAUCCCAUCCUGAAGUUUGUAAGGACUGUCCCUUGGGAGUUUGGAGAUGUUGUACCAGACUAUGUCUUGGGCCAGACAACUUGUGCUCUCUUCCUCAGUCUGAGGUAUCACAAUCUCAAUCCAAACUAUAUCCACGACCGUCUCAAGCAUCUUGGACAGACUUUUACCCUGCGAGUGUUACUGGUACAAGUAGAUGUGAAAGAUCCUCAUCAUACUUUGAAGGAACUGGCUCGCAUCUGCAUUAUGGCUGACUGCACCCUCAUCUUGGCUUGGAGUCCAGAGGAAGCAGGGCGUUACCUGGAAACGUAUAAGUCAUAUGAAAAGAAACCAGCAGACAUACUGAAGGAGCAAGUUGAAAAAAACUAUCUGUCAAAGGUUACUGAUUGCCUGACCACUGUGAAGUCUAUAAACAAGACUGAUGCCAUUACCCUGCUGUCCACUUUCUCAUCUAUAGAAGGAAUCAUCAGUGCCUCUAAGGAAGACUUGGUUCUCUGUCCAGGCCUUGGACCACAAAAAGCACGGCGACUCUAUGAUGUGCUGCAUAAGCCCUUCCUCAAGUCGAAGACAAAAGACAGCUGAAACCUCUGACCAGGAAUGUGUGACAUGCUCCACACACACACUGAAGGAGGACUGAAUGAUAUGCUAUAAACAUUCUUCAUUUACUGAGGUGAAUAAAGAAAUGUGACUACUGUGAGACUGAGAAUCAGCUAAGGUGUGUUUUAAGACUUUAAGAUUUGAACUCUCUUAAAACUACACACUGAUUCUAUGCUUUAUUGAGUUAUGGUUUGAUAUAAUUUGUUCAUUGUUGAAUUAAUUUUUCAUAAAAAUAAAUAUUUUAAUGUGU
This is a messenger RNA of Sander lucioperca (pikeperch), 1544 nucleotides long. RefSeq names its product excision repair cross-complementation group 1 (gene ercc1). Gene Ontology annotation, biological process: UV-damage excision repair; meiotic mismatch repair; mitotic recombination. The record is from RefSeq and is a predicted model, not a curated record. NCBI's taxonomy places the organism in Eukaryota, Metazoa, Chordata, Actinopteri, Perciformes, Percidae. Gene Ontology annotation, molecular function: damaged DNA binding; single-stranded DNA binding. The coding region runs from base 203 to 1279 and encodes 358 amino acids. Gene Ontology annotation, cellular component: nucleotide-excision repair factor 1 complex; ERCC4-ERCC1 complex; nucleus. The transcript has 9 exons.